Messenger RNA from Nymphaea colorata (pocket water lily), 2078 nucleotides. RefSeq names its product protein GAMETE EXPRESSED 1. NCBI's taxonomy places the organism in Eukaryota, Viridiplantae, Streptophyta, Magnoliopsida, Nymphaeales, Nymphaeaceae. The coding region runs from base 274 to 2076 and encodes 600 amino acids. The record is from RefSeq and is a predicted model, not a curated record. The transcript has 8 exons.
CUGCCUUGAGCAAGAAACCAUUCCCCCGCUCGAGUUCGCAAGCCUCGAGGAGUUGUUGCCACCUCGCCCGCGCCUUUUCGACUUCCUUGUUCCUAGAAGGCGAUGUUCUUUAAAAUAAUGAAGGCGCGGGUGAAGAGUCAGAUAGCCAGAAGGAAGAGAAAACGAAGAUUGAGGCUUGGACUCCCGGAACUCUGUAAAAAGCGUGCCAACUUCCAUGUGAACUAGUGAAGGGCGAUCAAGUGAUUGAAGUUGCAGAGGAACCCAAAACAGCUAAUGGGUAGCCUUCAUCCAAUCGUAACGUUAUUGGUUUUUUUCUCUUGUUGCUGCAACUGCCAUUCAUGGAGUUGGUUUUCUUCUUCUACAUCCUCAAAUUCUGAAGAGAUGCCUAUGGUGUCAAACAUUAUGAAUGCCGAGUUUUCGAUGGAUAAUAUGAACAAUCCCAAGGGAGUUGAGUUGGUAGAGAAAGCUAAAUCAAGAUUAGUUUCUUCAAACUCAUGUUGGCAGGAAGCCUACCAGAAGCUGUUCUCAAGUUGUGGUGAAAUAAUUGGAAACCAAGAGAAGCAGUCUAGGCUAGCAUGGCAUUUGAGUGAUUGUUUUCAGAAGGAUUCCGGUAGACCUGGUUUCUCUGCUUGCGAUUCUGCCAUUCCCAUGGCUAAGUGCCUGAAAAACUUGGAUGAAUUUCAGCAUAACAUCUAUCUUCAAUUUUUCCUUGAAACAAACGCUAUUUGCCAUCAGCUGCAGUCUGAAGCAUUCAAGCGGAAAACGGAGAGGUUGGUGAACGAGUUGCAAAGGUCAGCCAGCUAUGCAGAGGAGAAACUGGAGGCUAUAGAGGAAAAGUCCGAUUUAUUACUAAAAGAUUCUGACAGGAUUCAUGAUUCAUUAACAUCAAUUGAUAUGCAGACAGAAGAGCUGGUUCGUACAUCUAGAGUUGUUGAGGACCACAUAGGCAAGGUGUUGGACAAAUCAAAAGCCGUCUUUGAGCAGUCCAAAGAGAUAGCUGCUUCACAGUCAGCGGUACUAGAAGCUCAAGAAAAAAUGAAAGAAGGGCUUAGUUCCAGCGUAGCAUUCCUUAGUGAGUCUUAUGAGAGUUUGGAUCAGGGGAUUGCAAAGCUGCAGAGCGGAACACUGGAAAUUCAAAGGGAAAUAUAUCAGGUUGGCGAUAGCAUGUCCUUGCAGAUGAAGAGCCUUCAAGACAAAGCAGAUGAUAUUGAAAAUGUUGCAUCGGUAUCAUUGGAUAAACAGAGGCAGCUCCUGGAUGGUCAGUCUCAAGCCCUUCAAGGGCUCAAUUCUAUUACCCAGUUUCUGUCACAAGUACUGGAGGAAAGCAGGUCCAAUUUGCAGAAGUUGGCAGACUUUGGGGAGAAACAACAGGAGGAGCUGCUUCGACGGCAGGAGCAGCUUCACGAGACUCAUGAUCGCCUUGUUGAAAAUUCAGUGUCCAUGUUGGCUGCACAGGAGGCAUUCGAAAAGAAGCAGGCAAUCAUGUUUACUUCUCUAGAGAAGUUAUUUUCGUUGCAUAAUGCCAUUCUAUUGGAAUCUCGCGCCAUAAAAACUUUUUUCUUCUACUUAGGCAUGGUCUUUGUUAUCUAUAUGAUGACCAGUGCAAAACAAACAUUUGGUGCUAGAGCACGGCUUUACCUUGGUCUGUGCAUUGUAUUCGCUGUAGAAAUCUUGCUAGUUCGGAUUGGAGCUAAUGAUCUUGAUCAGCAAUCUUGGGUUUCAUCUAAAAUCUUCUUAAUCCGGUUAUCCUUUCUAUCUGCUGCCUUGAUUCAGAUUGUGUACUCUGUUUUCAGUUUCAGGGAUUAUGAAAUUCUUAAUCACAGGAUGCUGUUGACAGUAAUAGAGAAACUGAAUGCCAUAGAAGGAGCUUAUGAAGAUGACAUGACAUCAUUAUGCACUGGGGAUGAUACAGCGCUUGUUUCGUUGAUGAAACGAGAGAUACUGGAAGAGGAAGACAUCCAUCAAGAUCCUGAUUAUCAUCUUCCAGAGGAAAAAGGAGAGAACUCGGUUACUGAUUCUGUCUCUCGGACGUACAAUUUUCGGCCAAGGAAUAGGCGUAUGCAGCCUCUUAAUUAAGC